AUGAAGAGCCGGCGGCGAUGGAGGUGGCGAUGGCAGCCCCACCGGCGAUUUGCCCUGGCCUUAGCCGCCUACACGCUGCUGCUCCUGCUGCUCCUGUCUUACACGCUGGAUUAUCGAGCCAGAAGUGGGGGCGCGGGCGAGGAGUGGCAGCUGCCCUUCCGCUGCCCCAGCCUGCAGGAGGCGCUCGGCGACUGGGGCUGGGAAGAGCCGCCACCGCCGCCCCCGCCCCCGGCGGGAGAGGCUGAGGACGGCAACGGGACCGGGAGAGAGCCCAGCCCGGGGAGCCGAGCGGGCGGGAAACGGCACAUCUACUUGCACGCCACUUGGCGCACCGGUUCGUCUUUCCUGGGAGAACUGUUCAAUCAGCAUCCAGAUGUCUUCUACCUGUACGAACCCAUGUGGCACUUGUGGCAAGCGCUCUAUCCCGGCGACGCGCUGAGCCUGCAGGGCGCCCUCCGGGACAUGAUGCGCUCUCUCUUCCGCUGCGACUUCUCGGUCCUGCGCUUCUACGCGACGCCGCCGGCCGGCCGCGACCCACUCAUCCCCUUGCCCGCCUCCUUCGGGGCCAAGUCGGGCGGCGGGAGCGGCAACCUGAGCACGGCGAGCAUUUUCGGCUGGCGGACCAACAAGGUGAUCUGCUCGGCGCCUUUUUGUCCCCACGCGGCCCGGGCCCGCGCCGACGUGGGCCUCGUCGACAGCACCGCCUGCGAGCGGAGCUGCCAUCCGCGUCCGCUGCGGGAGCUGGAAGCCGAGUGCCGAAAGUACCCGGUGAUGGUGAUCAAGGACGUGAGGCUGCUGGAGUUGGGGGCGCUCUUGCCGUUGCUGAGGGACCCGGAGCUCAACCUGCACGUCAUCCAGCUUUUCCGCGACCCCCGCGCCGUCCAUAACUCUCGCCUCAAGGCCAAGCAGGCGCUGCUUCGGGAGAGCAUUCAGGUGCUGCGCAGCAGGUAUCACGCCGAGUUCCGAGGAUUGCCCCGCCGGCAGCUUCCGCCCGCGGCCGCCGCGGCCAUGGCCGGGGUCGGCGGUGGAGCCGUCCGGACGCACCCGCAGCACCGAGCCGAAUUCUUGCUGGGCGGCGCCCUGGAGGUGAUCUGCCAGGCCUGGCUGCGUGACUUGAUCUUCUCCCGCCGGGCCCCCGCCUGGCUGCGCCGCCGGUACACGCAAGUGCGUUACGAGGACCUGGUGCUGGAGCCGCGCGCCCAAUUGAGCCGCUUGCUGCGUUUCGCGGACCUUCCCGCGCUGCCCGCCCUCGAGGCCUUCGUCUUCAACAUGACCCGCGGGGCCGCCUACUCCUCGGAGCGCCCCUUCCUCAUCUCCGCCCGCGAUGCCCGGGAAGCCAUCCAUGCCUGGCGGGAGCGUCUCAGCCGGGAUCAGGUGCGCCAAGUGGAGGCUACCUGCGGGGAGGCCAUGCGGCUCCUCUCCUACCCGGCGAGCAGCGAAAAGGGCGUUCGGCGUGAUUCCGCUAGGGGACGCUCCGGCGCUUCUCAUCCAGGCUAACGGACCGGUUGCUCACUUAUGACAGAAAAUCUUUGGAUGGAGCUCUGCUUUCUAAAGACACUGGAACCAUCAACGAACUG
This is a messenger RNA of Thamnophis sirtalis, 1577 nucleotides long. RefSeq names its product carbohydrate sulfotransferase 7 (gene CHST7). NCBI's taxonomy places the organism in Eukaryota, Metazoa, Chordata, Lepidosauria, Squamata, Natricidae. Gene Ontology annotation, biological process: N-acetylglucosamine metabolic process. The record is from RefSeq and is a predicted model, not a curated record. Gene Ontology annotation, molecular function: N-acetylglucosamine 6-O-sulfotransferase activity; chondroitin 6-sulfotransferase activity.